This is a messenger RNA of Parasteatoda tepidariorum (common house spider), 1249 nucleotides long. Its product is annotated as pantothenate kinase 3. Gene Ontology annotation, biological process: coenzyme A biosynthetic process. Gene Ontology annotation, cellular component: nucleus; cytosol. Gene Ontology annotation, molecular function: pantothenate kinase activity; ATP binding. The record is from RefSeq and is a predicted model, not a curated record. NCBI's taxonomy places the organism in Eukaryota, Metazoa, Arthropoda, Arachnida, Araneae, Theridiidae.
CGAUUGUUUAGAAAAGUACAUAUAUUUGCCCAUUUUGUUAAUUCUCUCUUUGGAGUUAGAACGGCAAGAACCUUGUCUUCCUUACCAUUUGGCAUCAUGCUUGAUAUCACCCCACAUUCCAUGUAUGAAUCUAUGAUUGAUGAAAUCAUAUUCUACAGGGCCGCUCCAGGGACUCAAGAUGGAAUAAAAGCUUUUUUCCGUUUACGGAAUGGUGGAGUCCGAAUGAGUCCGGUCACCGAAGUUUCUACAAUAGUGACAGACUCCACCCCUAUGCCAUGGUUUGGAAUCGACAUUGGUGGAUCAUUAGUUAAAUUAGUUUACUUUGAACCCACCGACAAUAAAGACGAUUGUGAUAGUCAACAAACUCUACGAGAAUUUGUGAAAGGCAGAUCUGCUUACUGCAAUACAGGGAUUAGAGACAUCAAUUUGCAGGAAGUGUCCCUGACGAUCCAUAAGUUUGAUGAGAUGGAUGCCUUGAUAAGAGGAGUCCAAUUUGUUGAAAAACACAACGCCAGAGAAUGUUACUACUACAGCAAUCCCGUUGAUGACGAGAAAUGUAAGAAAGUUCCAUUCGACUUCAGCAAACCUUAUCCAUUCCUUGUGGUCAAUAUUGGCUCUGGGGUGAGCAUUCUUGCAGUCUAUUCUGCAAACGAGUACAAAAGAGUUACGGGAACCAGUUUGGGUGGAGGCACGUUUUUAGGCCUUUGCAGUCUAUUGACUGGUUGCGAAACUUUUGAAGAAGCGAUCGCUCUGGCCGAAAAAGGAGAUAGCUCAAAAGUGGAUAAACUCGUCAAGGACAUAUAUGGAGGAGAUUACAUGAAAUUUAAUCUGAGGGGCAAUACAGUUGCCAGCAGUUUUGGAAAAAUGAGCAGUAAAAAGAAGAGAGCAGAAGUAACUAAAGAAGAUCUUGCCAGAACAACUUUGGCCACAAUAACCAAUAAUAUUGGUUCGAUAGCAAGGAUGGCUGCUCUAAACGAGGGCAUUCAAAGAGUUGUAUUUGUUGGCAACUUCCUGCGAGGUAACACAAUAGCCAUGAAGCUCUUAUCAUACGCCAUGGAUUUUUGGUCUCGUGGGGCUCUCAAAGCAUUGUUUUUAGAACAUGAGGGUUACUUUGGAGCUAUCGGCUGUCUUCAAGAGUUGAUGAAGAGUCACUGAGGAUUAUCAUAACACUUGUAUUUAACAUGGGGCAACUUUUGUAUAUUGUACAACAUUUUUUUUUUCUUUAUAAACAUUAUACUUAUGUUUAAAA